Molecule: messenger RNA, 483 nt
Organism: Nematolebias whitei (Rio pearlfish)
Lineage: Eukaryota; Metazoa; Chordata; Actinopteri; Cyprinodontiformes; Rivulidae
Product: histone-lysine N-methyltransferase, H3 lysine-36 specific-like
Exons: 3
Coding region: 1-483 (160 amino acids)
Biological process (GO): regulation of DNA-templated transcription
Cellular component (GO): chromatin; nucleus
Molecular function (GO): histone H3K36 methyltransferase activity
Source: RefSeq, a predicted model, not a curated record
AUGUGCAAAGAUCAAGGAGUCGUCGGCGAACAAUGGUUAGAAAGUGUCCACACCUGCUUCGUGUGCAAGAAGCGCAGCGAGGACGUGCGGCGCUGCAUGAUUCCCGUGUGCGGGAAGUUCUAUCACGGAGAGUGCAUUGCAAACUACGCUCCAACCGCUCCGGUGAACCGAGGUUUCCGCUGCUCCAUCCACGUCUGCCUCACUUGCUUCAUCGCCAGCCCCAACAGCUCGUCCAUCUCCAAAGGUCGCCUGGUGCGAUGCGUUCGCUGCCCGGUGGCGUACCACGCCACGGACCUGUGCAUGGCGGCGGGCUGCGUGGUGCUGUCCAACAACAGCAUCAUCUGCCCCAACCACUUCACACCCCGCCGCGGCGUCAAGAACCACGAACAUGUUAACGUCAGCUGGUGCUUCGUCUGCACCGAAGGUAAAACGCCUCAUUCAACGAACACGCUGAGGAUUUUUAUAUUCUUCGAAAUACAGUAG